CUCACUCACACCACCCCCACUCACCUCCUCCACACCCCAGCAUGGCCGCGUCCACCAUGUCCAUCUGCUCCAGCACUUGCUCCGACUCCUGGCAGGUGGACAACUGCCCAGAGAGCUGCUGCCAGCCCCCCUGCUGUGCCCCCAGCUGCUGCGCCCCAGCCCCCUGCCUGACCCUGGUCUGCACCCCAGUGAGCUGUGUGUCCAGCCCCUGCUGCCAGGCGGCCUGUGAGCCCAGCCCCUGCCAAUCAGGCUGCACCAACUCCUGCACGCCCUCGUGCUGCCAGCAGUCUAGCUGCCAGCCGGCUUGCUGCACCUCCUCCCCCUGCCAGCAGGCCUGCUGCGUGCCCAUCUGCUGCAAGCCUGUCUGCUGUGCGCCCGUCUGCUGCAAGACCAUCUGCGGCAAGUCCAUCUGCUGUGUGCCUGUCUGCUCUGGGGCUUCCUCUUCAUGCUGUCAGCAGUCUAGCUGCCAGCCGGCUUGUUGCACCUCCACCCCCUGCCUGCAGGCCUGCUGUGUGCCUGUCUGCUGCAAGCCUGUGAGCUGUGUGCCCAUCUGCCGCAAGCCUGUCUGCUGUGUGCCUGUCUGUUCUGGGGCUUCCUCUUCAUGCUGCCAGCAGUCUAGCUGCCAGCCGGCUUGCUGCACCACCUCCUGCUGCAGACCCUCCUCCUCCGUGUCCCUGCUCUGCCGCCCUGUCUGCUGCCGCCCGGCCUCCUGCGUGUCCCUCCUCUGCCGCCCCACGUGCCCCCGCCCGGCCUGCUGAGGCCUCUGCUCAGGCCAUAAGUCCAGCUGCUGAUGGCCUUGGAUGUCAUCCAGAGUCCCUUCCCCCCUGGGGCUGACCUCCCAGCUGCCGCAGCCAGCCCUGCACUCUCUGGCUUUGACACCCUCAGAGGAUCGGGCAGGCUGUUUGUGUCGGAGACCAGGAUGAUCCCCCAGUCCUUCCCAGAUGCUGGCUGCACGGGGGACCCCAGCUGUGCCCCAGAUCCCAGCUCCGCAGAACCAACCACCAACAGGCCUGGUCUCACCCUCAGCAGCACCUCGUCUGAGUCCUAAUAAAGCCGUCCCUGUCUCACACCAACCUCUGUGUUGUCUGUGGACCCUCGGGGGUGGGGGGACAGGGUGAGGUGGGAAGUGAUGCCACCCCUGACUGCAGGGACAGUCCUGACCCCAGGAGGGCUGGUUGCACCCUGGGCAGCGCACGUUCUGUGUCCUAA
Cebus imitator (Panamanian white-faced capuchin) is the source of this 1209-nucleotide messenger RNA. RefSeq names its product keratin-associated protein 10-1-like. Bases 42 to 758 code for a protein of 238 amino acids. The record is from RefSeq and is a predicted model, not a curated record. The transcript is spliced from 2 exons. Lineage: Eukaryota; Metazoa; Chordata; Mammalia; Primates; Cebidae. Gene Ontology annotation, cellular component: keratin filament.